CCCUUCCAUCAUCUCUCUACUCUCUCUUUCCCCCUCCUCUCUCUCCGCCUCUCUCGUUCUCUCUCCUCCCCCCCCACUCUGUCUGGAGCUCUGGAGCUCCGAGAACUUUUAGGGUUUUAAGCAAGGGCUUUUAGGAGAGGGUAGGGGAUGAUGCAGACGAAUCCAGCAGCUGGCGGCAUCUACAUGAACAGCGGAGCAAUGGAUGGAAACGUCAUUGGAGGUCUGAUCAACAGCAUAUCUCGAUUUAUUCAUCUUGUUGGUUGCCAGACUACAAAAACUACAGUUCUGAAAGAGUUCAAAAGUAUAGUUGGCAUAUUGAAGCUCUUGAAGCCCAUACUUCAUGAAGCAUUUGGUCCUCAAAUACCUUCAGAUGAACAACUCAUAAAAGCAUUCGAGGAAUUAGAUGUAGCUGUUAAUGAGGCUAGAGAAUUUAUGGAGAAACGACCCCAGAGGAUGAGCAGGAUAUAUAGUGUUUUACAAAGUGAACCAAUGGUGUUGAAGGUCCAGAAGUCAUCUAUUGAGAUAUGUCAUGUCUUGAGUGAAUUGUUACCAUCAUCUCAAUAUACUUCUCAUUUAGCAGGCAUCCAGCACUGCUUGCAGGAACUUCAAUGCAUACAGCAGGACCUAACAUCGGAACUCAUUGAAAAUGCUCUGAAAGAUCAAAGAGGAUAUGUCAUACCUAGUCUAGAAGAUAUUAUAAAGAUCAUGGAUAUGCUUGGUUUGGCAUCAAACCAGGAACUCCUGAUGGAAAAUAUAGCUCUUGAGAAGGAGAGAGAAAAGGCUGAGCUCAAAGAAAAGACAGAGGAUGCAGACCACAUAAGUCAGAUAAUUGCACUAGUUGCUCACAUGCGUUAUUGCGUGGCAAAACUUGAACAGUUUGGGUUUAUAAAUGGGCUACCCAUCCCUUCACAUUUCCGUGGCCCUCUCUCUUUGCAACUCAUGCUGGAUCCUGUAAUUGUGGCCUCAGGUCAAACAUAUGAAAGAUCUUUUAUACAGAAGUGGCUGGAUAGUGGCCUGAGAAUUUGUCCCAGGACUCAUCAAAUCCUUUCCCAUACAAAUCUUAUACCAAAUUUCACAGUCAAGGAGUUGAUUGCAAAUUGGUGUGAAGGCAACAACAUAAGGCUAAACAAUUCUGUUCAAUCUGAUUGUGUCUCAAAUCCCUUCUUAUCUAGUGCAAUGCUGGAGGACUUCAGGCCUGAGAAUAAUUUACAUGGUUCACUGCAUAGAGAUUCGACCUCCACGCCCUCCUUUGAAUGUGCGCAUCAAACAGAACAGCAAAUUGCUGAGUUGUUAUCUGGAUGUGGUGAAGAGUCUUCCCUUAUUAGCCAACAUCAGAAAUUGGCAGGUAAGGUUACUAUGCAAGGCAAUGUGUCACGUGAACAGCCAAGUAGCUGUCAUAAUCAUAGUGAAUCCAUCUCAAGUGUUGUUUCUAGCAUCGAAAUAUUGAGUCAGUUCAAUGAAAACAUCAGUCUUCUGGGAGAAGUCCCACAUCCUUCAUCUUAUCCAUUGAAUAAAGAUAUGGGGUUUUCCCUGCGAUUUUCCCCACCCCAACUUUAUGGCUUGAGGAAUGGACAUGUGAAUAAUGUUGCCAGCCAGUUGUCGCUCCCUAUACCAGGAUCAACUGAUCUUACCACCUCUUCCCAUGUUCAGAAAUUAAUCGAGGAUCUGAAGAGUCAAGCUCCUGAAGUGCAGACAGCUGCUGCAUCAGAGCUGAGACUUCUUUCAAAGCAUAAUAUGGAAAACCGUGUUCUGAUUGCAAAAUAUGGGGCUAUCCCUCCACUAGUUUACUUGCUACAUUCCAAGGUAAAAAAGGUACAGGAAAAUGCUGUUACUGCUCUGCUGAAUUUAUCCCUUAAUGAUAAUAAUAAAGUUUCCAUAGCAGAGGCAGGAGCUAUUGAACCACUUAUCUAUGUUCUGGAAUGUGGAAGCACAGAGGCCAAAGAGAACUCAGCAGCAGCUCUGUUCAGCCUCUCAGUUUUGGAGGAGUACAAAGUUAAGAUUGGACGUUCUGGUGCAAUUAAGGCAUUAGUUAAUCUUUUAGGCUCUGGAAGCCUAAGAGGAAAGAAAGAUGCUGCUACUGCCUUAUUCAAUCUGUCAAUCCUCCAUGAGAACAAGGCACGGAUAGUCCAAGCUGGUGCAGUUAAGUAUCUUGUUGAGCUGAUGGAUCCCAGCACAGGAAUGGUGGACAAAUCAGUGGCACUAUUGGCUAAUCUUUCUACAGUUCCUGAGGGCCGCUUGGCUAUCAGCCAGGAAGGUGGCAUUCCCCUGCUAGUUGAGAUUGUUGAGACAGGCUCUCAAAGGGGAAAGGAGAAUGCAGCAUCUGCUUUGUUGCAACUGUGCCUCCACAGCCAUAAAUUCUGCAGUCUGGUCUUGCAAGAAGGAGUUGUGCCACCUCUUAUUGCAUUGUCUCAAUUUGGAACACCCAGAGCCAAAGAGAAGGCACAACAGAUCCUCGGUCACUUCCGAAGUCAGCGAGAGGGGAUGAUGCGCAGACCCAAAUAAUGAUUUCUUCUAUCUUCUAUUUGGUUUCCAUGUAAAAUUUCAAUGAACUUGGAAAUACGUGGGAUUCACAUGUACUCGUAUGCCAGAUUUACAAAAUGCUGUACAUUAUUGAUGACUGGAGGCUUGCAGUUUAUAAUUAGCACAGGAUGAAGCCGAUACCCAAGCGUAGGGGAAGCUGAAAGGAUGCAGAGCAAGUAUGUUGGAGAUAAGAUGCUAAGAAAUUCGUCCCAAAUUUUUAGUGUUGUGAAUAUGUAAAUAUAUGUUGCAUAGCUUGCAGUAGUGCAACUUAUUUUGUAUUCGUACCAUUCUUUGGCGGAGUAUCAGUUACUUAUCCUUUUGUAUAUGGAUUUGCUUGCUUUAUGCUUACUUUGGUGUAACAAAAAUGGUAUCACCUGUAUAUCUGUCGCGGACAUGGGAGUAUUGAAUCUGAUGCCUAGCAAAAAUAGAAAGAAUUAUUUUGGAAA
Molecule: messenger RNA, 2966 nt
Organism: Elaeis guineensis (African oil palm)
Lineage: Eukaryota; Viridiplantae; Streptophyta; Magnoliopsida; Arecales; Arecaceae
Product: U-box domain-containing protein 3
Biological process (GO): protein ubiquitination
Molecular function (GO): protein binding; ubiquitin-protein transferase activity
Source: RefSeq, a predicted model, not a curated record